Molecule: messenger RNA, 3837 nt
Organism: Varanus komodoensis (Komodo dragon)
Lineage: Eukaryota; Metazoa; Chordata; Lepidosauria; Squamata; Varanidae
Gene: ZC3H7A
Product: zinc finger CCCH-type containing 7A
Exons: 23
Coding region: 156-3074 (972 amino acids)
Biological process (GO): miRNA processing
Molecular function (GO): miRNA binding; protein binding; metal ion binding
Source: RefSeq, a predicted model, not a curated record
CCUGGACGGCUUCCCCCAUCCGCAGGCAGACGCUGCCGGGCCGUAGGCCUUUUGCGCUGCUUGUUAGGUUUUCCCGCAACAAGAGAGGGCCGGCAUACCUCGUCCGUUAAGGCUCGUCUAAGCUGCAUACUGAAGAAGUGGGUGUUCAUGAUAACAUGUCCAAUGUUUCCGUGGAUAGAAGCCUCAGACUGCAGGAAAUCAGGAAAGGACUACAGUUUAUACAGUCUACUCUGCCCUACCCAGGGACUCAAGAACAAUAUGAGAUAUUCAUACGAGAGCUCGUUAAAAAUCUUUUCAACGAGGGGAACGAUGCGUACCGAGAAAGUGAUUGGGAAGGAUCGCUAAACCACUACUCGGAAGCUUUAAGCAUAGCUGAUUAUGCUAACUCUGAGGGAAUCCACAUUUCCGAUGAAAUAUUAGAGAAAUUGCACAUUAAUCGCAUUGCAUGUUAUUCGGAGAAGGGCUUGCAUGACCGAGUCCUAGAAGACUGCGGGAUAGUUUUAAAACUGAAUGAAAACAAUUUCAGAGCACUCUACCGGAAAUCCAAAGCCUUGAAAGAACUGGGACGCUACAAAGAGGCUUAUGAUGCGGUUGCUAAAUGCUCCCUCGCAGUGCCACAAGAUGAAAGUGUAAUAAAAUUAACCCAAGAGCUCGCGCAGAAACUUGGAUUAAAAAUAAGAAAAGCCUACGUCAGGGCAAAGCCUUCUCCCAGCUCUGUAUCUGGAGACGCGUCGAAUAAGAGUUCCAGUACUUCUAUAGAAGAUAUUGAAUCAGAUUUUCCCAGUUGGAAGGAAAAGAUACUGCCCUCCCCCUCCUGCCCCGCUUCCGGUCUUGCUCCUAAGUUGCCAAGCAACCUGACCCCACUGCUAAUGACGCCUCGGGUGACCAUCCCGGCGGAGAAGAGUCUUCACCCGGCCACCUCGCUGGCCAACGGGGGGUCUUUCCCCGGCGGCGGCUUGGACUGCGGGGACGCGGACGACAUUCUUGGAGAGGAGCUGGAUGAGUUGCUCGAUUCGGCGGCUCCGGGCCCUGCUGGCAGCAUCCUGCCCGGCACAGUCGUCCGAGGAGCCAUCCCCACGGCUACCGUCGCUCCCAGUUUGUCCUUCUCUGCCCCUUUGCUUGGGACGUUGUCCGUCGGAGCUGGAUUUGUCCCCACGGCUUCUUUUUCUGAAAUGUACUCCCAGCCCUUGGUUUCUGUCCUGGACAGCUUCUGCUCCUCUUUAAGUACUUUCUCAAUCAACGAUUCCAAAAGAGUGGACGCCUCCGGCUCCAUUUCUAGAGAUGUCACCUCCACGUUAAGCAGCAGUUCCCCUCUUCGGCUUAUGAAUGGUCCCACGAGCUUGUUUGGGUCUGAGAACUAUGUGGGGAUUUCAAGUCCGGCGCGCAAUGACUAUUCCUGUGUGUUCGGUGGGGGCCCCGCUAACGUUCCCAUGUCCACAACGUCACCCUUAGUCACAAGGAACCCCCUGGAAGGCACGCAUGAGCUAAGACAGGCCUGCCAGUUGUGCUUCGUUAAAAAAGAUCCAAAAUUAUGGGAUUAUACAUACCAUCCCAAUCUGGAGCACAUCUGUAAGAAGGAUAUUUUAAUAGGUAGAAUAAAGAGCUCUGAAGAUAAAUCGUGGAAAAAAAUAAGGCCAAGGCCGACAAAAACACAGUAUGUGGGACCAUAUUAUAUAUGUAAAGAUGUCGCAGCCGGAGAAGAGUGUCGGUAUUCUGGCCACUGCACCUUUGCGUACUGCCAAGAGGAGAUCGAUGUGUGGACUCUGGAGCGCAAGGGGGCGUUCAGCCGCGAAGCGCUCUUCGAGGGCAGCGGGGAGAUCAACCUGACCGUGUCCCGACUCCUUCAGGAGCACCGCGGACUGUUCAUGUUUCUUUGCGAGAAAUGUUUUGAGCAUAAACCCAGAAUAAUAAGCAAAAGGAAUAAGGAUAACUCAUCUUCCUGUUCUCACCCUGCUAUGCAUGACUUUGAAGAUAACAAGUGCCUUGUUCAUAUUUUGCGAGAAACAACGGUGAAGUAUUCCAAGAUCCGGCCUUUCCAUCCUCAGUGCCAGCUAGACCUGUGCCGGCAUGAAGUGCGCUACGGCUGUUCCCGGGACGACGAGUGCUUCUAUGCCCACAGCCUUGUGGAGCUCCAGGUGUGGAUGAUGCAGAAUAAGACAGGUAUUUCUCAUGAGGCUAUUGUUCAAGAAUCGAAAAAAUAUUGGCAGAAUAUGGAGUCUAAUGCACAUGGAGCACAGAUUCUCAGCAACCCAGUGAAGCACGGAUCUCUGAAUCUGAAGAUGAAGUUUGUGUGUGCCCAGUGCUGGAGGAAUGGACAAGUCAGCGAGCCGGACAGAAACAAAAAGUACUGCAGCGCGAAAGCCAGGCACCCGUGGACCAAGGAUCGCCGGGUGACCCUGGUCAUGUCCAACGAGCGCAAAAAGUGGAAUACCAUCCGCCCGCUUCCCACCAAGAAGCAGGCGCCCUUGCAGUUCGAUCUGUGCAACCACAUUGCAUCGGGCAAGAAAUGUCAGUAUGUAGGCAAUUGCUCCUUUGCUCACAGUCACGAAGAGCGGGAAAUGUGGACUUAUAUGAAGGAGAAUGGCAUUCAAGACGUGGAGCAGUUAUAUGAAAUGUGGCUGAAGAGCCAAAAGCCAGAGAAGGGGGAGGAGCCGGCCGCCCAAGCAAACAAGGAAAACGGGAAGCAAAUCCACAUGCCGACAGACUAUGCUGAAGUUACCGUGGACUUCCACUGCUGGAUGUGUGGGAAGAACUGCAACAGCGAGAAGCAGUGGCAGGGCCACAUCUCCUCGGAGAAGCAUAAAGAGAAAGUAUUCCAUACGGAAGAUGACCAAAACCGCUGGCAGCAUCGCUUUCCAACGGGUUGCUUCAGUCUCUGCGAUAGAUAUAUGGCUGGUACUUGUGUAGAGGGAAACAACUGUAAAUUUGCACACGGACCCGCUGAGCUCCGCGAGUGGGAGGAACGGAGACACGUUCUAAGAAUGAAGUUCAGCAAAGCCCGAAAAGACCACUUGAUUGCUCCCAAUGAUAAUGACUUUGGAAAAUAUAGUUUUUUGUUUAAAGAUUUAAACUAACACUAUAACAAUGAAUUUGUGUUGCCAGAUGGAAGCAUAAAAUCAGAAUCUGACAAUAAUCCAAAGCAUGUGACAGAAGCUGCAGAUUUUCUGCUUUUAUUGGCCUGUAUUGUUCCUCCUGAAGAACAAAAUGUAGUAGAUGUGUAGGGGGGUAGGAGUCGGCAGGUCUGUCUGUGCUCUCAUGAAACAGAACGGUGGAGUCAUAAUAAAAACGCAGCCUGAAGUCUUACGUGGUUAUUCGCCUUCUGUUGGACAGAAGAAAGUUGGAAAAUAACCGGAGGGUGGCGUUGUAAUGCCCAGGAAGGCCCUGGUGUUGGUCCUUCAGCUGAAAACUUUUAAAGGUAAGCUUCUUAAAACAGAUGUCUCGGGCUCAGAAGAAAAUGAUGGAUGGAAAUUCUUCAGAUGUUUUAAUGGAGAGGAUUUGUUUAAAACAAGUUUGCUAUUUAUCUCUAUGUAGGUUGCUUAAUAAAGGAUUUUCUUAUUAAAAAGAUUUUAAGCAAAAUAACCAUUUAACUACAAUAUAUGUUGAAUGGGGUAUUUUUCUCUAUUUGUAUGUUUCAAUAUAACUUACUGAAAAGGAUCUUGGAAGAAACACACGUAUUACUUUUUUUGAAAAUCAAGUAGUUAAAAAUUCUGUUUCUUGGUCUUUGCUGUUUAAAUGAUGAAUUUGAAAGAUUCCACUUGUAUGUCAGUAUUGUGUAUUGUAUGGACCAAUAUUGCCUGUAAUAAAGGUAACUUUACAUAAACACUUUUCCUAAACAUA